GUGAAGAAAAAUGCAGCAGCCUAAACUCUGAAAUUCCACACAGACACGGUUGCUUCUUUAACAUAAUUUCUCAUACUUAAAAAUUUAUAUAAAGAAAAAAUUAGAAAUUUUCUGUUUCCUAGUACUUUAUACUAAGUCCUUGGAUUUUCUUAAAUGGACUAAUUAUUUUGUGUACCGGCUAUGACCAAACCCAAAAAACUUCUUUCAAACUUUCUGAAACCUUUCUUCUCAAGCUCCAAUAAAGGACAAAAUGAAGAGGACUUGGAGAAAAUUGCAGCACAAGAACAGAAGCAAUUCCCUUUUGAAGUACUCGUUUCUGCUACCAAAGAUUUCCACCCCGAUAACAAGCUUGGUGAAGGUGGAUUUGGGCCUGUUUUCAAGGGGAUAUUGAAAGAUGGGAGGGAAAUAGCUGUGAAGAAGCUUUCACAUAGCUCAAGGCAGGGGACAAAGCAAUUCAAGAAUGAAGCUAAGUUGUUGGCUCGUGUACAACAUAGAAAUGUGGUGAAUUUGUUAGGGUACUGUGCCCAUGGGGUAGAGAAGCUGCUUGUCUAUGAGUAUGUAGCUAAUGAGAGCCUUGACAAGAUCCUCUUCAAAUCUACUAAUAGAGAUGUACUCAACUGGAAGCAAAGGCAUGACAUAAUUAUUGGCAUUGCUAGAGGGUUGCUAUACCUUCAUGAAGGUUCACAUAACUGCAUCAUCCACCGCGACAUCAAAGCUAGCAACAUCCUACUUGAUGACAAAUGGGUGCCCAAGAUUGCUGAUUUUGGAAUGGCCCGACUAUACCCUGAAGAUCAAACACAUGUUAACACCCGUGUAGCUGGUACUAAUGGCUAUAUGGCACCGGAGUAUGUUAUGUAUGGACAUCUAUCGGUGAAGGCUGAUGUAUUCAGUUUCGGAGUUGUCGUUCUGGAGCUCAUAAGUGGUCAGAAAAAUUCAAACUUUAACAGAGAUCCUGAUUCCCGGAGCCUUCUUGAAUGGGGAUACAAACUUUACAAGAAGGGUAGGAGCUGGGAAAUUAUGGACCCUGCACUCGCACAAUCAGCUGUUCCUGAUGAGAUAGCAAUGUAUGUACAGAUCGGCUUAUUAUGCACGCAAUCUGAUCCGCAACUACGUCCAACCAUGCAACAGUUAGUGGUGAUGCUAUCAAAGAAACCCGGAUCUCUUGAUAAAGAGCCAACAAGACCUGGAUAUCCUGGUUCAAGAAUUAGAUCUGGCAGACCAGCUGGUUCGUCUCAUACAACUGGAACCUCCGGUGCAUCCAAUCCGUCUACAUUCAGCUCCACAUCUAGUAGCAACACUGUUAGUGCAACUGCGAGUACGUCCAUAACUACAAGACAUAGAUUGGACCCUCAUGGAAAACGUCCUAUGAGAGAUUAACCGCAUUCUUGUUUGAUAUUUUGCUCAUUCUUUUGUGUAUACAUUCAAUUUUGUAUCAUAUAAAUUGCUUACAGAUAGAGAUUAAUGUGUAGGACUACCCACUGAUAGUUAACAUGUAAUUCCUGCUAAAAUUUGAAUGCUGCACCCACUUCAUUGAAUUAAUGCAAAAGGCUUGUUUAAAUAUGUA
Molecule: messenger RNA, 1564 nt
Organism: Nicotiana tabacum (common tobacco)
Lineage: Eukaryota; Viridiplantae; Streptophyta; Magnoliopsida; Solanales; Solanaceae
Product: cysteine-rich receptor-like protein kinase 43
Biological process (GO): protein phosphorylation
Molecular function (GO): protein kinase activity; ATP binding
Source: RefSeq, a predicted model, not a curated record